Messenger RNA from Poecilia reticulata (guppy), 7742 nucleotides. RefSeq names its product pleckstrin homology domain-containing family G member 4B-like. NCBI's taxonomy places the organism in Eukaryota, Metazoa, Chordata, Actinopteri, Cyprinodontiformes, Poeciliidae. The record is from RefSeq and is a predicted model, not a curated record. Gene Ontology annotation, molecular function: guanyl-nucleotide exchange factor activity.
ACUUGAGGGGCUGUGAGAAGGAAACAACCACAGAGAGACAGAAAACCAGAAAGCAAAGAGCAAUCAGAGAAUCGGAGCGCACAGGGGGGAGAGAGGGAGGCAGACACACAGAGUCAUUGUGGACCGGCUGAAGACUCGCCGAUUGCUCAUCAGCCCACCGUGACUCAGCCUUGGACGCGUGUCCAAGCAGAAUGGAUUUCAUUUGGGUUCAGCUGCCUCUGAGCUCCGCGCAGGAUUUUCACUCCUUCUGGAUUAUAUCUGAAAAAGCAGCCGGUGUCAUGAGCGGGGAAGCCAGCGAGCAGCAGGGAAGAUGAACCUUGAUUCUGUGGAGGGAUCGAUCCAGCACCUCCUCUCUGCGCUGUAUCCCCCCUAUGAAGCCACCGCCCCCACCCUCCUCAACCAGCUCUUCCAGAUCAUUGACAGCCGCUACCAGAGGGACGCCCUGCGCUGUUUUCUGGACUUCCUGGUACCGGCCAAGCACAUUUUAGAUACUGUGCAGCAGGCUGCAUGCGCCCGAUACUCCAAUGUGCUGUUCCUCUGCGAGGGCUGGCCUCUUUGUUUACGUGACCAAGUGGUCGUCCACCUCGCUCCAAUCGACCCCUCCCUUCUUCAGCCAGGCGACUUUUACCUCCAGGUGACUCCAUUCUGUGACCAAUCAGCUCGCAUCGUGGUCUGCAGCUUGCUGAAGGAGGAGGGGCUUGGCGUGGAGGUAGUAGAGGAGACCCCGGUCCCUGAGACGUCCUAUCCUUGUAUCUUCAGCUCUGGCUGGCUGGACGAGAUCAACCAGGACCGCCAGGGGUUGCCGCUCAGACAAUGCCUUGUCGCUACUGAACGAGGCGUGGUGAGGUUGCCAUGGGAACGGGUGGCUGUGCCUGAUUUUGUGCAGCUGGCACGUUGUGCUGGGAGUAGCAUGGCCUCUGCUGCUCCAUCAAAUUCACCUUUAACUCCGCCUCCUCCUCCACCUCUUCCUGAUUCGUCCAAGACUUCCUCGUCUGAUAAUACCUUCACUCUUUCCUCUUCAAAGAAAUCUGGGCAACGUGAUCCUGCGACUAGUCAGAACUCAGUUUUAACAUCUUCCCCAGCAGCUUUCUCUGUGGAAACCAGGAUAUGUCCUGCAAAGCACGGCAUCGCUGUGUCACUUUGCCUGGUAGAUGCUAGAACUUCGUCUUUGUCGCAGCUGGUAAAAAUUAAAGGAAGCGAAGCAGAACAUAAGCCAAUAGGCUGGGUGUCCCCGCAUACAUGGGACAGUCGCUUCACUGGGACAAAUCAAAACACAGCCGCAAAAACGGAAAAACCCAACCUCUCGGGUGGCAAUAUAAUUGACUUCAAAGUUGGGAAUAAAGGUGCUGUAGCGUCUGAAAAUAUAUUGGAAGAUAAACAGGGAAACUCUAAAGCACAGAGAAUGAGCAGACAUAAGCCAGUAGCUGUUGCAACAGCGGACUACAUUGAUAUACUGCAGGCCAAAAUGCUCUUCGAUAAAGAUCGGUCAUUGACUGAAGAACUACAAAGCAUGCAAGUGCACACCAAAGCACAAAAACAUCCAAAUUGGCAAAUUCAGCCAAUCACGCAACCGUUCAGCACACAGUCGGAAGUAAAUUCUCAGACAAAAGCACAAGACGUGUCUGGAGACGCAGGACCUCAAUGUGUUCGUGACCAUUCCCUGAAGGAGCACCCUUCCUCUGACUCCCUGGACCCCCCUCAGUGUAUCCGCACUGUGCGCUUUGCAGAGAAGCCCUGCACCCCAUGCUUGGCCAGACGACAGGGUGGGAAAGUCACCAAAGCUCAAGAGCUGAGAUGUCGAUACAGAGACUCAUACCAGGCCGCCAUACAGAACCCUGUCACCUUUGGGGCUGAGAAUAACAGAGGGGCUAUGCCAGCCAUGGUGGAGGAGGACACGGAUACCUCACAGAGCGCCGACAAACUGAGAGCUGAGGAUUUGUGGAGAGAUGUUCAAGACCCAAGAUGUGAUCCUGGAAGCUGUAAUCAGUCUCCUCCACAACUAGGUGGGGACAUUUGUAAAGAGUCAGGAGAAAUAAACUGCAUCCCAUGCAGAAAACCAAAAGAAGUAAAUGUCACGCCCUAUAAUGAUGGCAGAGUACAUUCUGUCAAAUCUUCUGGCAACUUUCACAACGUGAGCACGACGAAUCCAACGUCAGAAAUGAGGACACAGACUACAAACGUUCUGUCAGCUGCUGAUGGUCUCAGGUACCCGGACGACUCAAAUAAACAGCGCAGAUCGAAAUUUAGUUCAGCUGAAACAUCUGAGAUCCGCAUGCCUUUCAACCAUCUUGAAAGCCAUCAAACCAGAACCACUUCGACGACUACGGCUCCAAACUUUAAGUCUACCCCAGCGCCGCAAAACAGACGAGACACCCACCCAGACAGGAGAUGUUCAUCUCUCUCCACGGCGGUGGUGGACACCUCGGAAAAGUGUGAACUGAUCAUUGUCGAAGGCCAAAACAUCCGGAGAAAAGAAACCUCUGAGCCUCGCGCAGAGAUUCCUCAGCUGCAUGUGGUGAAAUGUAAAAACAGCACAGCCUUCAGGCUGGUUUCACCUAAGAUCAACAGAAAGAAAAAUCCUCUUCCAGUUGCAGAGCAGCUUGGCACCAGGAGAAUCAAUAGCCAUGUAACGGAGAACCCAUCCCAGAUGACUCCAUCAUCCUCCGCCGAGACCAAAAGGACCUCUCGGCAAGCGUCUGGUCGCCCCAGACCGGACCACCUCCCUCUGGGAUCACCAGACCCCAGAGCCCAUCCAGUUUACUCUGGGUUAGCCUCUCUCACAGGCUGCAGAGACAGGACAGGCCGGGCGAUCGUUGAACUCUACGGACACGAUCAGGGAUGGGAGUCAACGGUGACAAGCCACGAGUUGUUCCAGAUGCUGCUCUAUUUCUACUCCAUCACCAGAAAAGAAAUCAGAGAAGCCGGAAUGACGUUAAUAUUUGACGCAAGGAAGAAAAAUCCUCAACCACAUUUCUACAAGGCUCUGAUGGCCCUUCAUGAGUGGUCACCUCAUGCUGUGAAUAGUUUGGCUCUGCUGGUGGACAAAGACAACAACCCUCAGCCAGAAAGAUGUCCCGGCAUCCAGACUGAUUUGGUGACAUCAAUGAAAGCGUUACUCAAGCUGGUGGAGGCGAAUCAGCUGAGCUUCGGUCUGGAUGGCACAGCUCAUGGCUACUGUGACUGGUUGGAGCUUCAUCAGAGACUUUUCCCUUUCGUUAACAAUCUCCACGAAGCUUCCAGCCUGUUACUGAGAGCCAUCAGUAAGUUAGAGGAACUGCAGAUGACCGAGUCUGUGCAGGCUGUACAGCAAUGCAUGAUGGACCAGAGGACUCUGAUGAGGGACGUCUUGGAGGACAGUCGAUUGGUCGGCCUGCAGCGGGAGGGCGGGGCCAUCCUGGCUCGGCUGAGGAAGGAGAGCGACUUGAAAUACCCUCACUGUGAGGACCUUAGUGAUGCAGUGGACUCAGUUACUAGUCUGUACAACUACGUGGAGGAGCAGGCCCACAUCCUGGUGCAGAGGACGAAUGCGUCACUGGAACAUCUGGAGUACCUGCUGCAGCUCAGGGAGAUGGAGGGACACUUCAUGCAGAUUCAGCAAUGGUUUACUGUAGAGGGAGAGCGCCACCUAAUGGAGGUCGAAUCAGUCGAGGGCUCGGGAGACAGAAUGGAGCAGAUCCUAAACAGCUUCACUGGUUUCCUAAUUGAAGCUAACGACCGCAGGCACCACGCCAUGUCCUUGGUGUCAGAGGCAGAGAGACUCCAGCAGAGUGGGCUUUCCUACCCAGAGACGGGGACCUUCAAGACCCUCAUCGGCACUUUCCAAUCGGACCUGGAGGACUUCCUCUGCAGGGCGGAGGCAUGUGGCCGAGAGCUGCAGAUCAUGGUUAACAUAUGUGAUUUUUGUGAGCAGGCUGUGGAGCUUGCCAACGAGUGCACUGAUUAUUUGAAUCUUACUGAAGCCAGAAAUCUCACAGUCCAGUCCCCUGAAAGCACCUCAUGGAUCAGUCAGACAAACACUCGGCUGGUGCAGAAGCAAAGCAAAGACCCCGGCCUGAACGCCACAUCUCUUUGCCACUCCGACGUCCAGGCUUCUCCUGACCGACUGAUUCUCCAGUCUUUCCAGGAAAGGUUCCUCCACUUCAGCCCGGAGAAAUUUCACGAGGUGAAGGCCCUCGCCGGCUCCCUGCAGGGAUCUCGAGGGAUGCACGUCUGGAACGCUGCCUGGCUGAGAUUUCACGAGGCCCAGCAGCAGCUCCAGGAGAGGAUGCAGGAGCUGGAGGAACUUUGCCAUCCGCCAACAGAUCCCAGCAGCAGCUGCGAGGGUCACUUUGUGGAUGUGGUGAGCACCAACAUCCAGACGGCCUCUCUGGGGGGACAGAGGUUGGUGGUGCAGUCGACCCCGGGGCCUCAGCGUUCUCAGUGGGAGGGCGUCUUGUCCAGUGCAGAGGAUUUGGGUAAAAGGAGGCCAGUUGUGGACGGCAGCAGCCCUAAUGCAGCAGCAGCAGCAGCAGCCUGCAGUAGCAUUACCGUCAUACCGGAGGGCAGCAGUGACGCCGGGACAAACCAGGAGUCAAAGCAGUCGUCUCACAGGUCAGCCAGGAGAAUAGAGAGGGAGGCACGAAAGAGACACACAAGCAGAGCCAGAAGCGAGAGGGAUGCCGCCGCUUUAUCUCAGUCCCACCCCGUUGGCUGCCAGUGGUUUCCAUGGAGACGGGGUCUCGGAGUGAGGUCGGUGAGCCAGGACUCGUGCACCGCCAGUGCCGCAGCCGCUGGCUCCACACCUGAAGAGCAGGGGCCUCAGUCGCCGCCGUGCUGCUCCCACCGCGGUCAGCCGUCUUGCCGCAUCCUGCAGGAAGCGCAGAAGUUCCAGAUUUCCCGACAUGGGAGCUUCUGCUCGGACAACUCCUGUGUGAGCGACGGUGGCGCUGCGGGGGCCGAAUGCUGUAAACACUCCAGCCUGCCCCCGGAGACAUAUGGGAGAGCAUUUUGUUUGUCAGGUCCACAGGAGAAUGCCAGCAGUGCUCUGAGGGUGCAGCAUGUCAUGGAGGAGCUGGUUUUCACCGAGAGGGAGUAUGUGCGCUCUCUGGGUUACAUCCUGACUCACUACCUCCCCCUGAUGGACAGGUUGGACAUUCCUCAGGAUCUCAGAGGCAAGAGGGGGAUCAUCUUUGGCAACCUGGAGAAGGUUUACGACUUCCACAGCCACUAUUUCCUCCCAGAGCUGGAGGCCUGCGAGAGGCAGCCGGCCAUGGUGGCCCGCUGCUUUCUCAGACACAGUGAGAGUUUUGGCCUGUACGCCUUAUACAGCAAGAAUAAACCUCAGUCAGAUGCGCUGAUUCUUCACCGCCGCCAUGACAUCUUUAAGAAGAAGCAGCAGGAGCUCGGGGACCUGAUGGAUCUGUCUUCCUACCUGCUGAGGCCCAUCCAGAGGAUCAGCAAGUACAGCCUGCUGCUGCAGGACAUGCUGGCUUUGGUUGGACCCUGCAGAUCGAAACAGAAGGACACCGCUGUGUGCACACACGGCGUGUGCAGCCUGGCUGCACCGGAUCUGACCUGCGUGGAAAGAGACAGAGAGAGGAGUGAAAUCCAGGCUGCUGCAGACCUGAUUCAAUUUCAGAUGCGUCAUGGCAACGACUUGCUCACCAUGGACGCCAUUCAGGAUUGCGAUGUUAACUUGAAGGAGCAGGGGGAACUGAUCCGCCAAGAUGAGUUCACAGUUUUCUUUCGGAAGAAGAAAUGCGUCCGGCGAGUCUUCCUCUUUGAACAUUUGAUUCUGUUCAGCAAAACCAAGAGGACGGAUAUCGGAAAUGAUGUUUAUGUCUACAAACAGUCAUUUAAGACAAACGAUAUAGGAAUGACCCAUAACUCUGGCGUGAGCGGUCAGUGCUUUGAGAUCUGGUUCCGCAGGAGGAAAAGUGAGGACACUUACACUCUGAAGGCCUCAAGCACUGAGGUGAAGGAAGCCUGGACCACUGACCUGGAGAGGAUUCUGUGGAACCAAGCUGCUCACAGUAGAGUUUGUGUUCCAGAGCUGCGUUUGCAAGAGAGAGUGUUUAUGGGAACGGGUUGCAGUCCUUUUAUGGAUAUUCAACCCAGUGACGCGGCGAUUUGUGACCGAGCCGUCAGCUGCAUCCAGCCUGGGAGAAUCCCUGUGGCGUGUUGUUCACACAGGGGCUUAGAUUAUCCCCGACCGCACUCCAUUGGCUCUGGCAGCACCGCCUCCACCACCGUCAGCCAAUCAUCUUCCUCCUCUGGCCGGGGUUCGCUGCCCCCUUCUGGUUAUCUUGGGAACACCAACCCUGGAGUUGGAUCAUCCCCUGAGGCUCUGACUGAAAACGAACUCAACAGCCAUCAUCUUCUUCAGCACCAGCCUCAUCCUGACUGUGAUCAGUGGAAAACUCGCUGUCCUCUGAUCGAGAGCACUGACUCGUCUGGAGAAAGUAUGAAUCUGUACAGCAGCCCAGACCACAGCUGUCUGUCUGCUAUCAGCGGAGAAGUAGUGGACGACUCUUCAUCGGUGUCCCAGAGGUCAGAACAGAAAUCAACUCUUUGUCGGACCCCCAGCCUCAGGAAAAACAGCUCCCCUGCAGCUACCAGAAAGAAGCCUGGUGUCCCCCCCAAACCUCCACAUCUAGCUAAACCUCAGGGGAAGCUGGGAAGAUCAACGGAAGUUUGACCCUUAUUUCUAAACUGAAGAUGAGCAGUCAAUAACAUAGCUGAUGCCUGCUGCAGACUCUAUGAAGACAGAAGGAUUGAAUGCAUGGAAACAUUUCUAUGGGCUUCACAGCCAUUAUUUCUUAUCAAAAAGACUGUAUUUUUUUAUUUAUUUAUUGAAUCGGUUUUGGUGUCUCAAAACUAUAGAUACCACCAGUGUGGGAUCUUGUCAUGCACAAUUUUUGCAGGUUUAUAUUUGCGGGGAUCAAACAAGUUUAUUAAACAAGUUGGCGUCACCAAGACCAGCAUUGUUAUCCAAGGUUAGCUUGGUCAGUGUUUACAUCGGCCCACUGUCCAGAGUGAAGACAUAAAGAAGAGGUUGACCUUAAGUGGAGUUAAGUAUGUGGACAUUGGUACUGUGGAAAAAUUGAAACCGCUUGGCAAAUUUUUUUGUAAGAAAAAGAUUUACCAAAUACACAGUAAAUGUUUGUACUUUUUCCAAUUUCAAUUUGAAGGUUUUGUUAAUGUGGUGCCUUUCAGUAUUUAAUGCUUGUUCCGACAUUGUUGUGAAUGUCUUUUGUCUUCUUCUGAUGGGACAGACCACUAGCCUGUGUGUUUGAGUUGUGUUAUAUUUUAGACGCAUCCAAAAGGACUGGGAUGACUAUAUAUGCAUGAUCUUCAAGAAGGAAACUCAAGCUUCUGCAGAAGAAUGCACAAUUGCAAGACAGCAGUCAAAACCCACCGGGAUCCACAAAUCAAAUCAGUUUCACCUAAUUUUUGGGAUUUAGUUAAGUGUUUGGUUUUUUUUCUUCAUAUUGUCUUAAACAUUAGCCUACUGUUGUACACUUGAAAGUGUCUGGAUUUUGUUUUGCUGUUCAUACAAAAUGUGCAUGUGCAAAUUAUGACAUAUUAGACCAUCGUUUUCAUACUUUGUGUUUUAUAUAACUUAUGUGAAUGUCUUUUUUUUUUCAGUUUUAUACUACCUUAUUUCUUUUAACUUUUGUAAGCAGUGUCUGGUUUGAAUGUCAGGUUUCUUCCCUCUGAGUUUAAAAUGUUUGAUUGCAAUAAAAUGAGAAUGUGAUACCAGA